Messenger RNA from Lingula anatina, 2527 nucleotides. RefSeq names its product E3 ubiquitin-protein ligase TRIM56-like. The record is from RefSeq and is a predicted model, not a curated record. Gene Ontology annotation, molecular function: zinc ion binding; protein binding. NCBI's taxonomy places the organism in Eukaryota, Metazoa, Brachiopoda, Lingulata, Lingulida, Lingulidae.
AUGGCUACAGCUCAUGGAAGCAGAGAUGAUGAAGAAAGCCUACGAGCCAAAAUAUCGGAACAUUUUGUCAGCUGUCCAUUAUGCCUUGAGGAGUACAAAGAUCUGACAGAUUUACCAUGUAGGCAUACAUUUUGUAAGGGUUGUCUGAAGGACUAUAUUACUGACUUAACACCAGGAAGUAAAUUCAGGUGUCCCAUGUGUCAAAAAGAAACUGAAGUUCCUAAAGAUGGACUUGAGGGCUUCACUCACAAUUUCUUCAUUGAAAGCUUGCAGGACACUGUACUUCAGUCACCACAUAAGAAAAAAUGUAACUUUUGUGCAUUGUCUUUUAACACUGAAACAGCAGCUACUUCAAAAUGUAUCACCUGCCAUGACUACCUAUGUGAGAAGUGUUCCCCAUUACACUGUGGUACCAAGUUCACAAAAGACCAUAAAGUGUUCACUUUCCAACAGCUGCAGAGCAAAGAGUACCAAAAAGAGAUACAAGAGCAGCAAAAGAUUUUCUGCCCAGAGCACAAAGAUGAGAGGAUAAGAUACUUUUGUUCAGACUGUAAUGACCCCAUUUGUCGUGACUGCAGAGAUCUACACCAUGAUGGUCACAAACUUCUCUCCCUUGAAAAAGCUGCAGAGAUUGUGAAACUGAAACUUCAGACCAAAUCUCUUGGCAUGCAGAGAAAACUUGCAACUGGUGAAAGAAAGUUGGUUAAAAUUGAUAAAACGAUGGCAUCUCUCCAAGAAAAUGAAAACUGUGUUCAGCGGCAGAUAAAAGCUCGUGCAGCUCACCUACGUCAACUGGUAGACCAACAAGAGAAGACCUUAUUACAGGAGCUUCAUCAAACCACCAGCACUCACAGAAAUAAUUUACAAAUUUCCCAUAAGAACUGCAGUGCCACUUGCUCCUCCAUCAAGACCACAACAGAAAUAGUAAAGAACAUCCUUCAGCAUGGUGCCCCCAUAGAUGUCCUCAUGUUACAACACCAACUUGGACAGAGACUAGAUGAGCUACAGUCCACUUCAUCUGUGGAAGAAAUGCCUGAAGAAGUAAAUUUCACAUUUUCCACCAACACAGAAGUGGACCAAGAGAUAUCCAGUGGGGCUGGCCUGGGGAAUGUGCAGAUAUCUAGCCAACCAGCUUUGCCCAAGAUCAAACCAAAGGCUGAAUGUAAGCUGCAGUUUGACACUGGCAGGGCAACAGUGUACAUUUCAGUGAGUCCAAACAGGGAGAAUAUUACUAUACAUAACAUGGAUAAUGAGGUCAAGGUGUUUAGUUCAGAUGGUACAUUUAUGAAGAAGAUCACCCGUGUCUCAGACACACAGCUGAAAUGUCCAAGAGGGAUCUGUCACCUCCCUGAUGGAAGGAUGGUUCUAUCUGAUAUACGCAAUAACAAACUGUUCAUCCUGUCACCACAAUGGGAAGUACAGCAAACUGUAGAUGUCAACAUCCCAUUGGGUGUGGCUCUCAAUAACAGCUGCACUAAGAUUGCUGUGGCACAGGGUGGCAGAGAAAAGUCUGUGAGUGUGUUCAGUAUUGACAUCAAAGGGAAAAUAACUUUAACUGAUGUGAUAAAGGACAAAGAUGGGGAACAGUUGUUCAAUUUACCACAUGAAGUGGCAUAUAUGAGCAAUGGGUGCCUUGUUGUUUGUAAUAUAUCACCAAACAAACUUCACAUCCUAACCCCAUCUGGUGACCCACUGUAUCAGUACACAGGACCUGAUAACAAGUUAGGUACAUCUCAUGGUGUCUGUGUUGAUGCCUAUGACAACAUACUGGUUACAGACUGUAAUAACCAGUGCAUACACCUUGUAUCCCCAGAUGGGAAGUUCAUCCAGUACAUAGCAACUGAAGCUGAUGGACUAGAAUACCCAUGGGGAUGUACCAUCAACCAGGAUGGACAUCUGGCUGUGACUGAAGUUCUUGGGAAAGUGAAAGUAUUCCAAUACUUGGAAAAAUGACAUGGUUUAAAAUGAUCAGAAACUGAAUAACGUGUGUUUUUCUGGUGCAUUUCUACUACUAUAGCAGUGAUUUUAUGGCUGAAUUACAUUUCAUAAACCUAUUUAUAAUCAAUUCAUGCCAAAGUUUGGUGAUAAUAAUAUUUAACUAUUUUAUCCUUAGUGAGAAAAUAUAGAACAUAAGACUAAGUGAUCACGACCUGGCAAUAGAAAGGGGCUGAUAUACAAACCCUACAACUUGAGAGAAAAUGUAAAGCUUGCAACUGCAUAGAGAAUGAAAAACACUUCCCCGCGGAAUGUACAAGAUACACUGUUGAGAGGCAAUGAAUGUAUGAUGAACUCUUGAAAAUCAGUGUAGUGGGUCUAGAGGACAGUAGUCAGGUAUUGUCAAUUCUCCUUAAUCCACCCUGUGAAAAAAAGCCUCAAAGUAAUAGCAGAAUUUGUAAAGACUGCUGUUAAAAUACACAGUUUACCUGCAAUUUAGUAGAUCACAGCCACUAAUUGUCGAUAGUGCUGUGAAUAGCUUAUAGCAUAACAUGCAUUAACAUAUGCAAUUUAGCAUACUAUAUAUGUACAC